Polychytrium aggregatum is the source of this 1895-nucleotide messenger RNA. RefSeq lists its product as uncharacterized. Gene Ontology annotation, biological process: GMP biosynthetic process. The record is from RefSeq and is a predicted model, not a curated record. Gene Ontology annotation, cellular component: cytosol. The transcript is spliced from 10 exons. The coding region runs from base 109 to 1701 and encodes 530 amino acids. Gene Ontology annotation, molecular function: GMP synthase (glutamine-hydrolyzing) activity; GMP synthase activity; ATP binding. NCBI's taxonomy places the organism in Eukaryota, Fungi, Chytridiomycota, Chytridiomycetes, Polychytriales.
GUCCUCAAAUCCCACCAGCGACGCCCGCCUCACUGGCUCUCCCACCGAUCGGAACCACGCCGUGCACAUCCAGCUCCUCCGUCGCCCCGCCAACGCCGCCUGCCAACGAUGAGCCCCACAACCGAAGUCUCGCAGAUCUACGACACCAUCCUGAUCCUCGACUUUGGAUCGCAGUACACCCAUCUGAUUGCUCGCCGCAUCCGCGAGCUCGGCGUGUACUGCGAGCUGCUUGCGUGCACUACCAAGCUCUCCGAAAUCAAAUUCAAGCCCAAGGGUCUGAUUCUUUCCGGAAGCCCGUACUCGGUCUAUGAUCACGACGCCCCGCAUAUGGACCCUGCCUAUUGGAGCCUGGACAUUCCUAAGCUAGGCAUUUGUUACGGCCUCCAAGAAAUAGCCCAUACUCGCGGUGGACAGGUUCUUCCAUGCGACAAGCGCGAAUAUGGCCACGCCGAAAUCAGCGUCCAGGCCUCAGAUAGCAAGCUCUUUGCUGGCCUCCCUGCCAAGUUGAAGGUUUGGAUGUCCCACGGCGACCAACUGGCCAAGGUGCCCUCUGGGUUCCGCGCCGUUGCCAACACAUCCACUUCACCCUUCACGGCCAUCGACUGCGAGGCCGAGCGCAUUUACGGCAUUCAGUUCCACCCCGAAGUUACUCACACCCCUCUGGGCUCUCAGCUCUUGAAGAACUUUGUCAUUGGUAUUUGCAACGCUUCGAGCAACUGGACUAUGUCUGAUUUUAUUGAAAAGGAAAUCCAGCGCAUCCGAAACAUCGUUGGCCCUACCGCCCAAGUUGUCGGUGCGGUCUCUGGCGGCGUCGAUAGCACGAUUGCCGCUAAGCUCAUGAGCAUGGCCAUCGGAGACCGAUUCCACGCUAUCUUGGUCGACAACGGUGUUAUGCGAUUGAAUGAAUGCCAAGAUACCAAAAUGAUUCUUGAAGAAAAGUUGAAGAUCAACCUCACAGUCGCCCAGGCGUCGGAUCUGUUCCUUGGCCGCCUCAAGGGUAUCACCGAUCCCGAGUCUAAACGCAAGAUUAUCGGAAACACCUUCAUCGAAGUAUUUGAGUCUGAGGCCCAUCGCAUCGAACAGGAGGUCGAGCACCAAGGAAAGGGAAAAAUUGAGUUCCUUCUGCAGGGCACAUUGUAUCCCGAUGUCAUCGAGAGUAUCUCGUUCAAGGGUCCUAGCGCCACCAUCAAGACUCACCAUAACGUCGGUGGCCUAUUGGAUGACAUGAAGCUCAAGCUGAUUGAGCCUCUGCGCGAGCUUUUCAAAGACGAAGUUCGCGCCCUCGGCAAGGUGCUCGAGAUCGACGACGAAUUGGUCUGGCGCCACCCGUUCCCCGGGCCUGGCAUUGCCAUUCGCAUUCUUGGUGAAGUGACCCCUUCUCAAGUCGCAAUUGCUCGACAAGCAGACUAUAUCUAUAUUGAUGAGAUCAAAAAGGCCGGCCUUUACCGCAAGAUUUCCCAGGCCUACGCCGCUCUUCUGCCGGUUCGCUCUGUCGGUGUCAUGGGCGACAAGAGAACGUACGAGCAGGUUAUUGCACUCCGCGCCGUUGAGACUCGGGACUUUAUGACUGCAGAUUGGUUCGAGUUCCCAUACGAUGUCCUGAAGCGCAUUAGCAGUCGAAUCAUCAACGAAGUUCAAGGUGUUAACCGCGUGGUGUACGAUGUCAGCUCGAAACCCCCAGCCACGAUCGAAUGGGAAUAAGAGCGGGAUUCUCAUGGGCGACACAGAACACGCCUCCAGAUGAUUUCGGAUCUCAGACGCCGCAUCUGUGACUGUUUUUUUGAGCGAUUGGAUGGAUUAGCGACGCUGCUGAUCGCUCACAGAGAAGAGGACCCCUGUAUAGGUGACCAAGGGCACCCUUUCGGGUAAACAAUACAUGCCCAUUCGUCAUACAA